AUCCCCACUCGAAAAUUGUCUGGAAAGAUUUUAUAUUGGUUUAUCGAAUUCUCCAGAAAACGUCACUUUUUACCCAACUGUCCGUCGGUCCAUAAAUCCAGAUGACGAAAUGUUAACAUCUAUUUUCUGUUUAUAAUUUUCUUUUAAUGUAUUCAUUUUUUUACUGUUAUAACUAUUAUUAAGCUUAGAUAGUAUGUCGACAAUUCAGUCGAUACCCAGGCAAAGUUAUGACAGUAUGUAUGCAUUCAGUAUUGAAAACAUUACACAUCUUUCACUUUCUAUAAUGAAAAUAGUUUGUAUGAAGCAGUGAAAGUUUAAGUGUUGUACUUUUUCGCUUUAUCUCAAAGUUUUGAAUUCGGUCCACAAAUAUUAGUGUAUACAUACAUGUUUCUAUGUGGAAUGGCAUUUUCAUCCUUAAAAAUGAAGCAACAGCUUUUCAAAUCUUACAGAAACGUUCUUUCAGGAUUUCUUAUCAGUUCUAUAAUGCAAGAAUGUUUUCUCAAUAUUUUCAAUACAAAGAAUGACCAGGUAGCUGUUGAAUGAGGAUUAUUGAAAGGACAAGGAAGAAGCAGCCAUGAACAGCUUGUGCUAAUGGAUUAACUAUGCCACUCUCUGUCUCUAAAGAAGGCCAUGAUGCUCAGGAUUCUCUUUCAGGUCUGUGUAUACAUGAAUUGGGAUUAAAACAUGUUUGCAUUGUCUUGGAUUAACUGACAAAGUACUGUCUUGGAUUAACACACAAAGAGUUUCUUGGAUUAAUUGACAACAUUUUCACAACUGUCUGCAAAGAAUAUUUUAAAUUUGAUAUUAUAUGCGGUGAAAAAUCUUUUUGUAUCUCAACCGUCCUUGACAAAGUACAAUAAGGCUAGUUGAUAAUCUGAACCAUCCUUGACAUUCAGCAAUAACGGAAAGUCUCUUGAAUACUUCAAAUUGCAAAACACACCACAAAAUUCCACAAUAUGAUCGAGAUGACCACCAUGAUGCGUAACCAGUCACCGGCAACCAAUGAAAAUGAUGUCCGCAUGAGGAGCAAUCGGCCCAGCAAAGAUAACAAAGAGAACAAAGAGACAAAAGACCAACCAGUCCAGCAACAGACACCUCAGAAUGAAUCGCCAGAAGAAGCUGUUAGUCCAACAAGUUCCCCAACCCAUACACGAGAAAGACGAUUUUCAACAACAUGCUGCUUCUGCUGGUGCUGUACACCUCCAUGUUUCUCCAACCUAGGUAGCGGAAGAAGUUCUAAGGGAGAUAAUUCCCCUAAUUCAAAUAUGGUUGUGAAAAAUGAUCAACUCUCUCAGAGUAGAUCAAAAGAACUGGAUUCUAACAGCGACAGAGAAGAACUUUUAUCAUUAGAAGAUAUGAAAAACUGGUCUGAAUCUUUUGACCGACUUAUAAGAAGUAAUGGUGGUCGAAGAAAAUUUCGAGAAUUCCUUCGAAUGGAAUAUAGUGAAGAAAAUAUGUUAUUUUGGCUAGCAUGUGAAGAACUGAAGAGGGAACAAAAUUCUGAAUUAAUAGAAGAAAAAGCCAGAUUAAUAUACGAAGAUUAUAUUUCUAUACUGUCUCCAAAAGAGGUUAGUCUAGAUUCCAGAGUAAGAGAGGUUAUAAACCAAAAUAUGUUGGAUCCAUCUCCACAUACAUUCGAUGAAGCACAACUGCAGAUAUAUACUCUGAUGCACCAAGAUCCUUAUCCACGCUUUCUUAAUUCUCAGCUCUACAAAAAACUCAUCGAGGAGGCCUCCUCGUGAGAGAAGACCUGAACUAAAAACAAAGCUCUGUUCUAGUUUUUCCCCCCAUUUGCUACAAGGAAACUUGCUGCAGCCAAUCAGAAGCUUCACUGACGGUCGCUGAGACAGAAAGUGAUGGCACUCAUAACUAUUUCUACCUGUUGAGACCAUUAUCUGGCUAUGACAAAGAUGACAACUGUUGACCUGUACUGUGCUGGUAAUGAAGAUCUUUGGCCUCCAGCUCACACUGCUAGCCAUUUUGUAUAUGUGGGUGUGAAUAUAAGUGUGUAUGUGUGUGUGUGUAUGUGUGAGAGUGUGAGUAUGUGUGUAUGUGUGUGCAUGUGUGCUUGUGUGUGUGUACCACCAGCACGUGUCUAUAUGGCAGAUUAUGGCAGAUACAGUCAUUGUUGUCAUUGCUGUCGUUGUUGUUGUUGUUGUGAUUUAUUGUUGUUGUUGUUAGUGUGCAAGGAGGACUUAACAGUGCAGUAAUUGGACUGCACAUCUGAACUUCAUUCUUUUGUCAUCUCUUGUAUAUUUUACCUCAGUGCUUUUUUGGAAGCAUGUUCAGGAAUUUUUCAGAAAGAAAAAUAUUGACAGAGAUACAAAAUUCAAUGCAUUUGUGAGUAAUACAGCCAUAAGUGCACACAUACACAGAUAUGCAUUUUAAUAUUUACAUACGUGCAAAUUUUCACACACUAGUCACUCAAUUUUUGGAAGGCAAGGAGUAGUGAAAAUGUAUUUAUUAUUCUCCGAUAAUAAUGUGUUUUGAUUUCUUCUUUUUUUUUUCUAAAUUAAUUUAAUGAUAUUUUUAAAACAUUUUUAAGUAAAAUUAGGCUUCCUAAUUAUAAACACACAUAUUCACACACACAAUUUAUCACUUCCACAUUUACAUACAUAUAAUUAUACACACCAAUGUACAUGCAUAUACAUAUACUUGUUACAAAAGGGUUAAAAUAUUGAACAUUAUUACUAAGAAUUUGAAGAAAAUUCCAAAGUGGGGAGGGUAUUAUUUUUUUUCUUUUCAAUUUAUUUGAAUUUGUCAGUAAAGAAAAGCUCUUUCAAUCUUUUCAAAUGAAUUCUGAAAUUAAAAAACAGUUAAUGAAAAACUCAUUAAAUCAAGAAUACUAAGUGUCCUUGCUUGUUUUGGAAAGGACUAACUUUUUGGUUUAUAUAUAUAUCAGUCUUAACUAGAGGUGUUAAGGACAAUGAGAGACUCAUCAGAAAAUGAAAGAAAAUAAAAGGAUUAUGGCAUCCCAAAAUGAUAGACCCAUGAAAUGGGGGCAGGUAGGGAGAUGGUUCUUUUGAGGGUAUCUCGCUAGAUUAUUAAGAAAAUUAGAACAACUUGAUAAAACAGCCACAAAAACUUGUUUUGUCAUUUUUGUUUUAUUUUUUUCUUUGUAUAUUUCUAGUUAAUGUUAAAGAUUAUUAUAAGAGCAAGGGGUAGGAUAAAAAAUGUA
Octopus bimaculoides (California two-spot octopus) is the source of this 3178-nucleotide messenger RNA. Its product is annotated as regulator of G protein signaling 17. Lineage: Eukaryota; Metazoa; Mollusca; Cephalopoda; Octopoda; Octopodidae. The record is from RefSeq and is a predicted model, not a curated record.